Coccomyxa subellipsoidea C-169 is the source of this 420-nucleotide messenger RNA. Its product is annotated as methionine sulfoxide reductase B. The coding region runs from base 1 to 420 and encodes 139 amino acids. The record is from RefSeq and is a predicted model, not a curated record. Gene Ontology annotation, biological process: response to oxidative stress; protein repair. Lineage: Eukaryota; Viridiplantae; Chlorophyta; Trebouxiophyceae; Coccomyxaceae. The transcript is spliced from 4 exons. Gene Ontology annotation, molecular function: peptide-methionine (R)-S-oxide reductase activity.
AUGGCCUCCGGAACAAACGUCCAACUAGACAAGAAUACUCCAGAGUCAACAUGGAAGGAGGUGCUUAGCACCGAACAGUACCGAAUCCUGAGGCAGAAGGGGACAGAACCUGCUGGGAGUGGCGAGUAUAACAAGUUCAAAGCGGAGGGUGACUACAACUGUGCAGGCUGCGGCACUCCUCUCUACACGUCAGAGACCAAGUUUGACUCCGGCUGCGGCUGGCCGGCAUUCUAUGCGGAGAUCCCAGGCGCCGUAGACCGCCAUGUGGACAAUGCAUAUGGCAUGCGCAGAGUGGAGAUCACCUGUGCCAAGUGUGGUGGCCACCUGGGGCAUGUCUUUGAGGGAGAGGGAUUCCCCAACCCCACAGACCAGAGGCAUUGCGUCAACAGCCGUUCCAUCAAGUUCCAGUCAAAGGAGUAA